This is a messenger RNA of Gekko japonicus, 2041 nucleotides long. It is a transcript of the gene KEAP1, whose product is annotated as kelch like ECH associated protein 1. The transcript is spliced from 5 exons. The record is from RefSeq and is a predicted model, not a curated record. Lineage: Eukaryota; Metazoa; Chordata; Lepidosauria; Squamata; Gekkonidae. Gene Ontology annotation, molecular function: transcription factor binding. The coding region runs from base 1 to 1317 and encodes 438 amino acids.
AUGGCGGCCCCCCAAGGGCCCUUGGGAGGAAGGGGCCGCGAUACGGGUGGGGCGCUUGAAUGGGUGUGCAAACAGGACGAGUUCUUCAACCUCUCGCACUGCCAGCUGGUGACGCUGAUCAGCCGGGACGAGCUGAACGUGCGGUGCGAGUCUGAGGUCUUCCACGCCUGCAUCAACUGGGUGAAGUACGACUGCGAGAGCCGGCGCCUCUACGUCCAGGCCCUGCUGAAGGCGGUGCGCUGCCACUCCCUGACGCCACACUUCCUCCAGAUGCAGCUCCAGAAGUGCGAGAUCCUCCGCUCGGACUCGCGCUGCAAGGACUACCUGGCCAAGAUCUUCCAGGACCUCACCCUGCACAAGCCCACCAAAGACGCCCCUUGCCGGGCGCCCAAGGUGGGCCAGCUGAUCUACACCGCGGGGGGCUACUACCGCCAGUCCCUCAGCGACCUGGAGGCCUACAACCCCACCGACGGCUCCUGGAUCCGGCUGGCGGACCUCCAGGUGCCACGCAGCGGCCUGGCCGGCUGCGUGGUGGGCGGGCUCUUCUACGCGGUGGGCGGGAGGAACAACUCCCAGGACGGCAACAUGGACUCCAACGCCAUUGACUGCUACAACCCCAUGAACAACCAGUGGUCCCCCUGCGCCCCGAUGAACGUGCCCCGGAACCGGAUCGGCGUGGGGGUGAUCGACGGCUUGAUCUACGCAGUGGGUGGCUCUUACGGGUGCAUUCAUCAUAACAGCGUGGAGAGGUACGACCCGGAGCGCGACGAAUGGCAGUUGGUGGCCCCCAUGCGAACGCGCCGGAUCGGCGUCGGGGUGGCCGUACUGAACCGGCUCUUGUACGCGGUGGGCGGCUACGACGGCUCGUGCCGCCUCAGCUCGGCAGAGUGCUACUACCCCGAGCGGGACGAGUGGGAGACGAUCACUCCGAUGAGGAGCAUCCGUAGCGGAGCAGGGGUUUGCGCCCUGGACAACUGCGUCUACGCGAUGGGAGGCUACGACGGCACGGACCAGCUGAACAGCAUGGAGCGUUACGACGUGGAGAAGAGCACCUGGUCGUACGUGGCACCCAUGAUCCACCGACGGAGCGCGCUGGGGGUCACGGUGCACCAAGGCAAAAUUUACGUGCUGGGUGGCUACGACGGAGAGACUUUCCUGGCCAGCGUGGAAUGCUACGACCCCACCACCGAUACGUGGGCCGAAGUGACACACAUGACCUCGGGGCGCAGUGGCGUGGGGGUGGCGAUAACCAUGGAGCCCUGCCGGAAGCAGGUGGACAACUGUGACUGUCAAAGCACCAGGGAAGAAGGGAAAUGACCGGGAGGGGGUCCCAGUAUUAAGAUGGAGCUGCUAAGUCCUUUUCUGCCAGAACCCCAGGAGAGUGCCAAAAGGGCUUCCAAACCUAUUUAAACUGCUCUGGGAGGCAACCCCUCCCAACGGACAGCUCUUAGUCUUGUGUUCUUGUCUGUCAGGAUAGCGAUAGCCGCUGAUCACGGGGACCCCUGAGUGUUAGACUGGACUUUGGGGGAUGGUGCGUCAAUCCACGAAGGAACCACCCCAAAAAUGCCUACUGCACAUUGUGGUUGUAGUCUUCUGAAAUCAAAUCACCUACUGCCGGGGGAGGUCCCUGCUCCUGACAUACCUGCAGGGAUAGGUGGUGGCAGCAUCUCUCUGCGAAUGCUGAGGUGGUGGCAGCAUCUCUCUGCGAGUGCUGAGUUCUGCAGACAUUUUGAGCAGGGACUCCUGGCUCUCGCCUCCCCAGAAGGUCCUUAGAAAGUGUAACGAGCAGAAGAAGAGAACUGGUCAGAGUGGGAGGGACAGGCUUUUUCGUACAUGACUGAUGCUCUUGCAGGUAAGUGACAGUAUCGGUGGGAACGUGAGCACUCAGGUGUGGCCAGGCCCAAGCUGUUUUUAUCAGUCCCUACAGGGAACAGCAGGUGCUAGCCUGGGUGAGCAUUGCUUGGGGGGAAGUUUCCUGUUCCAGCAGCCCUGCGCCCGACAAGAUUAUAAACGGAAGCGGGGUUUUUUGAUUCACGCUUUU